CAUACAAAAGCGGAGGCUGCUUUUCCGCCUCCGUGUGGGAAGCUACCGAUGCCGUCCUCAUUCCCAUCCACGGCCAUGGCUUCCUCCUCCUCCUCCACAUCGGAAAAUCCCCGGAUCUCCGAUCAUUUAGCGCUGGCGACGGCUCCGAUCUCGGGGAGGGUGGCGGUGACCGCGUGUGCGGCCAUGGCAUUCUUCUACGUCGCGAUACUCUACUCUCCUGCCCUAAUCCUUCGCCUUCCUCCACCGGCCUCGCUCGAAAGCUUCAUGAUCCGGCGGUUCGCCUGCGCUGUCGUCUCCUCUGCAGUCUCUGUAAUCUCCUGCCUCUUCCUCCUCGGACUUGGGAGACUCGACGAUUUUCCAACUAUUCUGGGUGUUCUUGGGAUCAGGCGCGACCACUUGUGGCAAGCUGCGGUCUUUCCUAUCCUACUGACAUCCUUGAUAUAUGCCGGGUCAUUCGUUUCAAAGUCAUGGAAGCUUGUCAGUAGAUGGAAAGAUGAAGGUAGAGAAAAUUCUUUCUGCAGUGUUGGAAUUUAUGGGCGUAGAUGUAAAGAUUGGGUCUGUGCAUACGCGCGGAAUGUUAUGGCUUGGCGUAACUAUGUGGUGGCACCAAUCACUGAAGAGCUUGUUUUCAGGGCCUGUAUGAUACCAUUGCUUCUUUGUGGAGGAUUUGGAACUUAUAGUAUUGUAUUUCUCAGUCCAAUUUUCUUUAGUUUAGCUCAUUUAAAUCAUUUUUUGGAGCUAUACUACCAGCAAAAAUAUAGCUUUAUGAAGGCUUUCCUGAUUGUAGGACUCCAGCUUGGUUAUACCGUGAUAUUUGGAUGGUACACAUCUUUUCUCUUCAUUCGAACAGGGAGCCUAAUAUCUCCCAUUGUAGCGCAUAUAUUCUGUAAUGUGAUGGGUCUGCCCGUGUUGUCAUCUCCAAGGACGAAAGGGACUGCAACUAUAGCUGCUGCAGCUGGUCUGGUUGGUUUCUUGUAUCUUUUGUUUCCAGCCACAAAUCCAGAUAUGUACAAUCAACUGAGAGAUGGCUGCCGCUGUUGGCACCGUUAUUGUGGUUGGAGUUGAUAUCGAAGUUGGUUUGUAGGAAUGAUGGGGCCUUUACAAGUCAUCUAAUAGAAUUUAAGAGCCCCUGCGACAUCUGAUCAGACAACAAGAACGGUCAAAACACUAUUUGAUUCCUUGGCUCAUAACCAGAGGUUGGCUUCUAGCAGCAGGUAAUUCUUUUUUCUCUUUUUCUAGAUAUUUGUUGAAAACUCCAUGCUUAUUAUAUGCAUAUUGGAGAAGGGAUAUUCAUGGUAAACAACAGAUGCCCUUUAAAAAGAUAUCACAAGUGUUGCUCUUCUCUUCGUGACAUAUUAUUGUCAGGAGUAGACAGUUUUUUUUAGCAUAUUUCAACUUCAUUAGCGAGCCAUUUAUCCAAUCCCAAGAUAAGGUUGAUUGAUCUAAGAUUCACAUAAAUCGUGCAUCCAGCAGGUUUGGCUCAUGCUCAUGUACAGGUAGUGUUCAUGGAGCCUCACGACUCUUCCUUUCUUGUUUGUUUUGACAUGAUGAUUGCUUUCAUGUGGGCCCAAGUAGGACAUCCUGAUGGGACUGUGAACUCGAGAUCAUAUGACGUGUUGCGGGCGAUGGUCAACCUCAUCCGGAGAAACCAAAUGUCAUAGACUCCCAUUGGAUGCAAUCUUGCGCUGGGUCUGAAGAAACUCUUUGUGCCACUUGCACCUUGGUAUGCCAUGCUGUCACGAACGGUCGUCGCGCACCCGCAACAAUUUCGUUCAACGAACCGUUCGUCGCUCACACCCGCAUGUACAGCUGUUUGACAGCAUGUUUUCUUAUGGUUUUGGGUCAUUUUGCUUGUAAAUAUGUAAGUUCGAACAAGCUGCAGCGUUGCAAAGCGACCGUUCACCGAACCGAGCAAAACAACCUCAAAACAGCCCAAAACGGUUUCGUUUUCGCGUGCCGCGGGAGGUGAGCGGAGUGUUGCCUCCGCUCACCAAAAUGUCAGCCAGCUCAGACCCCAGGAACCCCCCGGGUGGCACAUGGCUGGAUGGGGCUUCGGUUAUAUACCGGGCGUUGAACACUCUUUCGCAAGUUCGCACGUGACCUUUACGGGAACUUGGUGUUGCGUCCGGGACCAGGUGAGCGGCUGUUUGUGGGCUUGCAGCUGUUCGUUCAUCCUUGAAAGCCUUGUUUUUCUCCCUCUCCCUCUUUUCUCUUGUGCACACAAGGUGUUCGACGAAUUGCUUGUAAAGCUUUCUUUUUCGCGA
Molecule: messenger RNA, 2264 nt
Organism: Musa acuminata AAA Group (dessert banana)
Lineage: Eukaryota; Viridiplantae; Streptophyta; Magnoliopsida; Zingiberales; Musaceae
Product: CAAX prenyl protease 2
Exons: 10
Coding region: 49-1065 (338 amino acids)
Biological process (GO): CAAX-box protein processing
Cellular component (GO): endoplasmic reticulum membrane
Molecular function (GO): metalloendopeptidase activity
Source: RefSeq, a predicted model, not a curated record